GCAGCGCCCUGGAGAAGUCGCUCGCAGUGAGUCAGGCAGGAGAGCUGUACGAGGAGUGGCUGGAACUGAGAAACGGCUGCCUCUGCUGCUCUGUCAAGGACAAUGGUCUUAAAGCCAUCGAGAACCUAAUGCAGAAGAAAGGAAAGUUUGACUACAUCCUGCUGGAAACCACUGGACUCGCUGAUCCAGGAGCUGUGGCCUCCAUGUUCUGGGUCGAUGCAGAGCUUGGCAGUGACAUCUAUUUGGAUGGCAUUGUCACAGUCAUCGACGCCAAGUAUGGACUGAAGCAACUAACAGAGGAGAAAGCAGAUGGACUUGUCAAUGAAGCAGCCAGGCAGAUUGCUGUGGCUGACCUCACCAUCAUCAACAAGACAGACCUGGUGAAUGAGGAGGAACUUGCCCAAAUACGAGAGGCGGUCAGGUCUGUUAAUGGUCUUGUCAAGAUUCUAGAGAGCCAGAAGUCGAGGGUCGAUCUUUCUGAAGUAUUGGAUCUGCACUCCUUCGACAGCACGAAUGGAGCGCAUCUGGCUGAGAGGCUCCAACUUGUGAAAGAUUCAAGACCACAUCUUGACAAGAGUAUUUUAACUGUGACGUUUGAAGUGGCUGGAGAUCUCUGUGAGGACGCCUUAAACAUUUUCAUCCAGGAACUCCUUUGGGAAAAGAUGUUUAAAAACAAAGAAGGGCAACCCAUGACUGUCAUUCGGUUGAAGGGUAUAGUAUCAUUUGCAGGUAAAGCCCACCAAGUGAUGCUGCAGGGGGUCCACGAGCUGUAUGACCUGAAUGAGACUCCCCAGCUCUGGGAGGAGAACCUGCGGAUCAACAGACUGGUCUUUAUAGGUCGGAACCUGGACAAGAACAUUCUGCAGGAACAGUUCAUUUCUAAAGUGUUGGAAGGAGCAAACGCAAAUUAGCUACAAACUCUUUUCUCCUCUUUGCUUCGAAAACUGAUGAUUCUGAAUCAAAUGUCGUGGCUUUGACCAUCCAUAAUUCUUGGGCUGUGUUUGAGACUUUCACUCCUUUCCUACAAGAACCCGAGGCACGUCAGAGGACGGUUAAUGUAACAGCAGUGAUGAAAACCGUUUCACAUUGGGGUAAUCCGCCACUGCCUGCUUUAAAGCGACAUAAACAGUGUGUAUGUGUGUAGUGCUUUGUGGCACCCUCGCAACGUACACUUGACCACAAAAAGAUGCAACAAAGGUUCAUUUGGGUGACCAAAUAGUUUAUGAAGUUGAAAAGUGAUGUACACACUCUAUCAUGGGUUAUACAACACUGUACCUUGUAAACAAAUAGGUCUGCUUACAAUUCUGGCCUCUAACAUCUUGUAUUCUUAAAUUAUUAUAUAUCAAAAUAAAGUUGUUUUUUCUGAA
Notothenia coriiceps (black rockcod) is the source of this 1367-nucleotide messenger RNA. RefSeq names its product COBW domain containing (gene zng1a). The transcript is spliced from 13 exons. The record is from RefSeq and is a predicted model, not a curated record. Bases 129 to 911 code for a protein of 260 amino acids. Lineage: Eukaryota; Metazoa; Chordata; Actinopteri; Perciformes; Nototheniidae. Gene Ontology annotation, cellular component: cytoplasm.